This is a messenger RNA of Rubroshorea leprosula, 1801 nucleotides long. The record is from the annotation of a GenBank genome assembly. NCBI's taxonomy places the organism in Eukaryota, Viridiplantae, Streptophyta, Magnoliopsida, Malvales, Dipterocarpaceae.
CUUCUUCCCGUUGCAGCCCGAGAGGAAAAAAAAUGGGGAACCCAGCCAUGCCUUUGAGAAACCGGUGAGAUAAGCUUGGUUUUCUCCUUCCUUUCUUGCUCUAGAACACACCUAGAACCCAGAAAUCUUCCCCCCUGCUGGAAAAGCCGGAUCUGCCCUGCUCUGCUUUGUCCUUCCGCCGGCUGCUCUUGAUUGUGGGUGAUUUCUGGGCAUUUUUUUGGGUAAGAACAGCCCCUAAUUCCUUUGUUCUUGCUUGAAUUGGCUUGGGUUAACUUUGAUUGCUCUUGUUCCUCCAAUUUUGGGUAGUUCCGUGAGCUUCCCCCUGCAGAUCCCGCCGGCCUUCCCCAAUCUGCAGCUCCGGUUUUAGCUGGAGAAUUAUGGUAUGUGACAGCCUUUUAAGGCUUAAAUUGUCCAUUUAGUUUGCUGCCUUGUAUGUCCGAAUUGUGUUGGAAAAAUGGGGGAAAUUCCGGUAGCCUUUGAGCAUGUUUUAAGCUUGGUUUAAGUGUAAAUUAGCUUGAUUUAGAUUGUUGUGUGAUUUUUGGAGAAAAUCCUGUGGAAUUAGCUAGUGUUUUGGCCAAUUUGUGAAAGUCGGGUGGUAUUAAUUCUCGAAAUAUCUUGAUUAGGUUCUUGAUCGUCCUAUCAGUUUAGUACGUGAAUUGAGUACUCGGUUUUGCGGAGUGAGGACGUGAAAUCGAGGACGGGGAAACCACGGGAAGUGACGAGUUAGAAGGCUAGCUAUUUCGAGAUUGAUUUAGAUUCUAGAGAUCGUGAUCUUGUAAGCUAGAGUGUAUUUGGAGAUUUAUGAUAUCAGAGAGAUUUUAAAGAUUUGAUCUUCAGAUUUUGAUGGUAUCAGAGUGUGAAUUUGAUAAGUUCCGAGCCUUGUGCAUUUGUGGGACUCGUAUCACGAGUGCACGGUGUCUGUCGCGCCUCAAAUUUGGGUUUUGGGGCGUGACAGAUUUAGUGGUAUCAGAGCUUAGGUUUGAUUAAGAUUUAGUGGUAUCAGAGCUUGGUUUAAAUUAAGAGUUUUGGAUUAAAUUAAGCACCUCCAGAUUGAGUGGCAUUAGAGCAGAUUGAGUGGUAUCAGAGCUUAGAUUUGAUUGAAUACCUAGGUUUAAUUGAAUACUUAGGAUUUGUUUUGGACUUGGCUAGCCAAUUGAUUUUAGAACCAUGGUGAGACAAGUGAUGGGGUUAUAUAAGGGACAAUUCUGAUUCAUGUUGCCUGAAUUUUCUCAUCCAUUUCGAUGAGAUGGUGAUCUGAUUGUUCUUGUUUCUUGCCUUCAUACUCUGUGUGAAGUUGUGAAAGUAAUCUUGCCCAUUAUGUCCUGAAGACCUUGUUUUGAACUUGGUCAUUUUCUGAUUGUCCGCACUUGUUUAGACUUGUUACGUGAAUAGAAUUUUUGUCUACUCUUUUGCCACAAUUGUAAAAUCUGGGGAGUUGCAGAGAUUUUUUUGCUAUUGAUCUUGUUGAUCUCUACAGCAUAGCUGGUGGAGAAUUUGUUUUGCUUGUUACAUGACCAGUGGAAGAUGGGCAACCCUCUACUUUCAUUGUGCUUGGAAUCGGUUCAUAAACCUUGCUUGAAAUUAAUUCUUGUUGGAAUUCUACUCUUGAAAAUUGACUGAUAUUGUUCUUGGAAUCUAUUCUUGAAAAUCAGUUGAUAUUUGGUUUUUGGAAUCUAUUUUGAAUUGUCCUUGGAAACCAUUCUUGUCUUGACCCUUGCUCUUGUUCGAAUUCUGUAUACUGCUCUUGCUGAAAUCCUGCAUGUUCUGUUAGUUCUUGUGUCAAUACACCUGUUGAUCUUCU